Zophobas morio is the source of this 1381-nucleotide messenger RNA. RefSeq names its product short-chain specific acyl-CoA dehydrogenase, mitochondrial (gene Arc42). The transcript has 4 exons. Gene Ontology annotation, cellular component: mitochondrion. NCBI's taxonomy places the organism in Eukaryota, Metazoa, Arthropoda, Insecta, Coleoptera, Tenebrionidae. Gene Ontology annotation, molecular function: flavin adenine dinucleotide binding. Gene Ontology annotation, biological process: butyrate catabolic process; fatty acid beta-oxidation using acyl-CoA dehydrogenase. Bases 115 to 1326 code for a protein of 403 amino acids. The record is from RefSeq and is a predicted model, not a curated record.
UUGAACCAACCACAACUGUCAUCCGUCACAAUCACACUUUGACAACCUACUUAACCUUGAACCACUAGUAAACAAAGCUAAUUUAAAUUGAGCAAAGUUCAGUUCUUUACCACAAUGGCUUUAUUCGGCAGAAUUAUCACAAAAAGCCACCACUUCAAAACAAGGGGCAUAGCCACCUUGGGGGCCCUCCCCGAAACCCACCAAAUGCUCCAGAAAACCUGCCGAGACUUCGCAGACAACGAACUCAAACCCAUUGCGUCAAAAAUCGAUCGGGAGCACUUCUACCCUAAGGAACAAAUAAAGAAAAUGGGGGAAUUGGGGCUCAUGGCUGUAGCAAUACCGGAGAAGUAUGGGGGCACCGGUUUAGAUUACGUGGCGUAUGCUAUCGCAAUGGAGGAAAUUUCCAGAGGGUGUGCCAGUACUGGUGUUAUUAUGUCCGUUAAUAAUUCGUUGUAUCUAGGUCCGAUUCUGCAGUUUGGGAGUGAAGCGCAGAAAGAACAGUAUAUCACGCCGUUCACGAAUGGUGAUAAGGUUGGCUGUUUUGCCCUCUCGGAACCCGGAAACGGCUCAGACGCAGGUGCCGCCUCCACCACCGCCAAAUCCGACGGUUCAGACUGGAUCCUGAACGGUACCAAAUCAUGGAUCACCAACGGUUUCGAAAGCGAAGCCGCCAUAGUCCUCGCCACUACCGACAAAAACCUGAAACACAAAGGCAUAUCUGCCAUCAUCGUGCCAAAGCCUAUCCAAGGUCUAGAACUAGGAAAAAAAGAAGAUAAACUAGGAAUCCGAGGUUCCUCUACGUGUUCACUCAUAUUCGAAGACUGCAAAGUGCCUAAAAUCAACCUCCUAGGCCAACCAGGCUUAGGCUUCAAAGUCGCCAUGAUGACUCUGGAUGCUGGUAGGAUCGGGAUUGCGGCGCAAGCCCUAGGGAUCGCUCAAGCGUCCCUGGAAGUGGCAGCAGAGUACGCUGCUAAGAGACUGGCUUUCGGAAAACCGUUGCUCAAGCUCCAGACGAUUCAGAACAAGUUGGCGGAAAUGGCGGUCCAGUUGGAGUCCGCUCGACUGUUGACCUGGCGGGCCGCUUGGCUUAAGGAUAAUCACAAGAGUUAUACCAAAGAGGCGGCGAUGGCGAAGUUGGCGGCGAGUGAGGCGGCGACUUUCUUGAGUCAUCAGUGUAUACAGAUCUUGGGGGGGAUGGGGUAUGUUUCAGAUAUGCCGGCUGAGCGGUUUUAUAGGGAUGCCAGGAUAACGGAGAUUUAUGAAGGGACUAGCGAGAUUCAAAAGCUGGUGAUUGCCGGGAAUUUGAUUAAGGAAUUGGGGGUUUGAUUUUGUACGGAUUUUGUUUGUGGGUUUACAAGUUUUAAUAUAUAUUUACGUUUUA